CAGACAGUUUUCAGACCGUCAGGACAUUAUAACUCACCGCCGCCGCUGUGUUUCAGUGUGACUUCUACCUCCAAGAAGAGGACAGCUUUUCAAAAGGUGUUGUCCAGGUGUUAUGAACAACUAUGAGGUCAUCCGUCAGAUCGGAGAGGGUGCGUUUGGGAAAGCCUUCCUGGUCAGAGACAAAGGUGGAGGUGGAGACAGGCAGUGUGUGGUCAAACAGGUCAACCUCAGAAAGAUGUCAGCGAGGGAAAAGGAAGCGUCAAAGAAAGAGGUGACGCUGCUGUCGAGGAUGAAACACCCAAACAUUGUCUCCUUCACCACCUCAUUUCAAGAGGGGGACAGCCUGUAUAUAGUGAUGGAGUACUGUGAUGGAGGAGAUCUGAUGAAGAAGAUCAACAUGCAGAGAGGAGUCCCCUUCACUGAGGAGCGGAUCGUGGCGUGGUUCGUUCAGAUCUGUCUGGGCCUCAAACACAUUCACGACAGGAAGAUUCUCCACAGAGACAUCAAAGCUCAGAAUAUCUUCCUAACCAACGGAGGGAUGAAAGCAAAGCUGGGGGACUUUGGAAUCGCAAGAAUGUUGAAUAACACCAUGGAGCUGGCCAGGACGUGUGUCGGGACGCCGUACUACCUCUCCCCGGAGAUCUGCGAGAGUCGGCCGUACAACAACAAGACGGAUAUUUGGUCUCUGGGAUGUGUCCUGUAUGAGCUCUGCACCCUGAGGCAUCCAUUUGAGGGCAGCAGUCUGCGGCAGUUGGUCAGUAAAAUCUGCAGGGGGCGCUACAACCCAGUGCCCAGCCGCUACUCCUACGACCUUCGCCUGCUGGUCACCCAACUCUUCAAGGUCAACCCCCGAGACCGUCCCUCGGUCUCUUCUGUCCUCAGGCGUCCCCUCCUGGAGAAGCACAUCAGCAAACAUCUGGACCCGCAGGUGAUGCAGGAGGAGUUAAGCCACACGGUGUUGUGUCGAAACAGAGCGGCAGCAUCGCGAACCGCUAAAACAGGAGCAGGAGUGGCAAACACAGCAGAGAAGAAACACAAGUCCAGAGGAGCAGAGGGGCCCGGGGCCGCCGCGAAGAGGCCGCUCACUAAACCAGACUGGAGAGUCCCACUCCGAGUCUACAACCCUGCCCCACACAAACCCGUCAGCCACUACCAGCACUACCACGCCCAGCUGGACGCCUUUCAGAGGAGGAACAAGGAGGAGGUCCUUCCUCCUGCUCCUCCUCCUCAGGAGAGAGACCAUGCUGCUCCUCCUGUGGAGCCGUACCAGCUUGUGGCUGCGGCUCGUAAUGAAUACCUGCAGAGGAGACGGGAGGCCAACCAGUACAAGCUGAGAGCUGAGAAACAGCUGGGUCUGCGGCCGUGCACAGCUGAGCGCGACAGGAGGCCUGGAGGUCAGGAGCAGGAAGAGGGACGAUCCGAGCGCCAACACCCGCCUCAGGACAGGAGGCAGGAGGGACGGCAGGAGUACCUGCGUCAGCUGGAUCUCAUCAGACAGCAGUAUCACCAGGAGAUGAGGCGGAUGAGGCUGAGAGCUGAAGCAGAGCCGCAACAGAAACAUGAGACGUUUGUGGUGGAGAAACCCAGAGACCCAGAACCUUCUGCAGACAGUAAAGAGCAGCAGCAGGACGCCGCACCUGCACAGGACGUCGACGCAGCUCUGAGGCAGAUCACGGAUCAGACGAGAGCGCAGGAGAGGAAACACAAAGACAAGGACGAGGACCCUCUGAACCGGACUCUGAGCUUCCAGGAGGGGGAGGAGUUGAAGCUCAGGGAUUGGUCAGAGGUGAGGAGGGGGUGGAGCCAGAGGACUCCCCAGACUCUGCUGGAUGCUCUCGGCAACAUGGACGUCGACUCCGUCUACAGCACUGCAGUCGAGGCUGAACAAGGUCGCAGACAGUGGGUGGACGGCCCCCCCAACACCCUGCUGAACGCCCUCGCUCAGGCUGAACUCACAUCGUCAACUCUGAGGAGGGAGGAGGAGGAGGAGGAGGACGGCUCUGAUGUGGAGAUGGAUGAAGAGCGUCUGGAGCCGAGGUCAGACGAUGACGACACGAACUUCGAGGAGUCGGAGGACGAGCUGAGAGAAGCGGUGGCCGACUCCAUGAAGAACCUGUUUGUCAUGGAGGACGGGAGCUCAGACGAAACAGAAAACACAGAGGAAAGGGUAGAGGUGCAUGAUGGGACGCAGGACAGCGAGGACGGACGCGCAGAACUGAAGGAUUCACGUGCGGACGUCGGGGUCGUCUCCUCCGGACCUAAAGAAGGUGACGGUCAGUGUGAGUGUUCAGACGAGUCCCAGACUGAUGACGAUAACGCGUCUUUAAAUAAACAGCAGCAGACGACCUGA
Molecule: messenger RNA, 2350 nt
Organism: Seriola dumerili (greater amberjack)
Lineage: Eukaryota; Metazoa; Chordata; Actinopteri; Carangiformes; Carangidae
Product: serine/threonine-protein kinase Nek5-like
Exons: 22
Coding region: 113-2350 (745 amino acids)
Biological process (GO): protein phosphorylation
Molecular function (GO): ATP binding; protein kinase activity
Source: RefSeq, a predicted model, not a curated record